This is a messenger RNA of Mesocricetus auratus (golden hamster), 713 nucleotides long. It is a transcript of the gene Sofu1, whose product is annotated as LLLL and CFNLAS motif containing 1. Bases 24 to 368 code for a protein of 114 amino acids. Gene Ontology annotation, biological process: fusion of sperm to egg plasma membrane involved in single fertilization. The record is from RefSeq and is a predicted model, not a curated record. The transcript has 3 exons. Lineage: Eukaryota; Metazoa; Chordata; Mammalia; Rodentia; Cricetidae.
GAACACACAGUGUUAGAGGCCCUAUGGAAGAGAAGAAGGAAAAGCGAAGCUGGCAUGGACUCCACAGGGCAGCGUUCCUGACAGCUGUGCUGCUGCUGCUGCUGCUGCAAGUCAAGAGGGUGAAGACUCUGAAAGGCGGCACAAGCCUGGAUGAUGGCGGGAGUCAGAAAGAGAAAGUGCUCUCUGUAGACCAGGGCCAAGAGCAGUUUGAAGAACACUUUAUGGCUUCAUCAGUCGGGGAGCUGCUGCAGGUGAUAGAUAUGGCCCAGCAAGAAGAAGAUGCAAUCGCCCAGGCAGCAACUCUCUGGGACCACCUCUUUGAUCUAGCCUUCUGCUUCAACCUGGCCAGCAUGGUGUUUUUUUUAUGAGAGACUUUGAGGUGGAGGCAGUCGUCUGGGUCCUGCACGAGGAUGUGGACGUCUACCUCCCCUUCACGAUCGCCUACUGACCUCCUCUGCCCAGAUGCCUCCUCAGAAGGCAUACCUCAUCCCUCUUGACUGAGAAGCACCUGGCCUUAGGGUGCAGCUGCAGACCUUUCCCAACUCUCGUUGGGCACCAGGUGAUUGCCACCCCAACCCAGAAUUUCAUGUCCCAGGGCCAAAGACACCAGACCCACACCCUUCUAACGCUUAAGAUUCCACUGAAACAGCAAGAUUAGAGGGAGGAGACAGUGACAAUAAAAUAGCACUAGCAAUAAAACCCUGAAAACGGUU